UGUCAAAUCACAAACACAAAAUGUCAGCACUCAGCACCAAGCAAUGAGAAUCAUGAGAAUUGAGUUGAGAAAUAAUAAUUUGUCAUUAAUUUGUUGAUUUGUAUCCACCACGAAAAGGGUUUUCGUGAUUUUCAUUGUAUUUUUAUUGAAGUCAUUGGUGUUUUUUAUGCAAAUUGAAAAUUCAAUAUCUGUACUCAUAGGCCUAAACAAAAAUAAUAAGCUUUUCACAAAAUAGUUUUCAAUAAAAGUAUUGUUACAAAGCCGUGCUCGUCUCACAAGUUUAAAAUGUCUUUGGACACCGUUCCUAAAGAUUUACGAGGCCUCAGAGCCUGCCUAGUGUGUGCAUUGAUAAAGACUUUCGAUCAGUUUGAAUAUGAUGGAUGUGACAAUUGCGACGAGUUUCUUCGGAUGAAAAAUAAUAAAGACAAUGUUUAUGACUGCACUAGUAAUAACUUUGACGGAAUGAUUGCAGUUAUGAGCCCCGAAGAUAGUUGGGUGUGCAAAUGGCAGAGGAUAAGUAGGUUUUGCAAAGGAGUUUAUGCUAUAUCAGUCUCCGGCCGACUUCCUGCUGGUGUUAUCAGAGAAAUGAAAAGUCGUGGAAUUGCAUACAGACCUCGGGAUACCAGCCAAAGAUAAGAGAUAAAACUCUAGAAAUGCUGCAACUGUUAUAAAUAAAUGGCAAUCAGCAAAAAACUAAGUGCAGAUGAUAAUUGAAAGAAAAAUCAUCUGGCUAAAUUCAUUUGAUUUCUGAGUCACUAAUGCCCACAUGAAAUACAUUCCACAAAG
Maniola jurtina (meadow brown) is the source of this 786-nucleotide messenger RNA. RefSeq names its product transcription elongation factor SPT4 (gene spt4). NCBI's taxonomy places the organism in Eukaryota, Metazoa, Arthropoda, Insecta, Lepidoptera, Nymphalidae. Bases 286 to 636 code for a protein of 116 amino acids. The record is from RefSeq and is a predicted model, not a curated record. The transcript has 5 exons. Gene Ontology annotation, molecular function: RNA polymerase II complex binding; zinc ion binding. Gene Ontology annotation, biological process: regulation of transcription elongation by RNA polymerase II; positive regulation of DNA-templated transcription, elongation; chromatin organization. Gene Ontology annotation, cellular component: DSIF complex; nucleus.